This is a messenger RNA of Microsporum canis CBS 113480, 510 nucleotides long. RefSeq lists its product as hypothetical. Lineage: Eukaryota; Fungi; Ascomycota; Eurotiomycetes; Onygenales; Arthrodermataceae. The transcript has 3 exons. Bases 1 to 510 code for a protein of 169 amino acids. The record is from RefSeq and is a predicted model, not a curated record.
AUGUCGUAUCCUGUCUACCUCAUCGUCUCUGGCGGUCUCCCCCGCAACCACCACGCCAUCUUUGUCGAGACCAAUGAAUCCGGCGAAAAGACUGGCCAUUUAUUCCAGGUUACAGGAAAUAUACAGAACGGCAUGUCCUUCGAGCAGAGACCCGAAAACGAACCUGAAAGCUCAGCCUCGUUCAUUAGCAAGCGAGGGAUUGGCACUGUUACGCAUGCCAGUUACAGUCGAAUCCAGAGUAUAUGCGAAAGUAUUCCGCCUCCCAAAAAGCAGUUCGAAGGCGCAAAGAGGCUAUCUCCCCUGGAGCCAAUUCGUCGAUGUCAAGAAUGGACUGGUGAAGCCAUAAAUGCCCCUAACCCAAAGGAUGCUGGUCCGGUUUCUUCUCGCUGCGCAGUCUAUCAAGCACUGUCAGCACGGUUGGACUUGUAUAGUACAUAUCAAAAUUACCUUCCCGCGGCGGAGAAACUUUGCAUUGGCACAACUAACGAGCUCUUGUCGACAAGAGGAUAA